This is a messenger RNA of Neohortaea acidophila, 972 nucleotides long. RefSeq names its product ubiquinol-cytochrome C chaperone-domain-containing protein. Gene Ontology annotation, cellular component: mitochondrion. Gene Ontology annotation, biological process: mitochondrial respiratory chain complex III assembly. The transcript has a single exon. NCBI's taxonomy places the organism in Eukaryota, Fungi, Ascomycota, Dothideomycetes, Mycosphaerellales, Teratosphaeriaceae. The record is from RefSeq and is a predicted model, not a curated record. The coding region runs from base 1 to 972 and encodes 323 amino acids.
AUGGCCAGCAACUCAAUCUGCACGUCCUGCCUACGCGCAGCAAGCAGAUCGCCCUGCAUCAAACGAACCACCUUCCCCCGCCUGCAAAGAAGCCUUCCCUUCUCCACCACACACGCGCAAAGAAAGCAAGACCCAACACCCGCACCCCCUCCACCACCCCUCCCCCAUAUCCCCAAAAGCCAACACGACGCCAUCACCUCCUUCGCCUCCACCCUGCGCCAAAGCUCCGCCCUCAAAGCCGCCACAGAGCCGUACAUCGCCUACGGCAGCACCGAAGACCUCUUCCGCGAAUGCAGCCGGCAGUGCGAGUACACCGUGCCCGCGCGCCUCGCCAGCACCCCCGAAGAGCCGCCGCGAACCGCAGCAGGCGAGGAUCUAGGCGAGGGGCAGGGGUGGUGGUAUGCGGCGAAGAGCAGUGGUGGACUUGGAUUGGACGCUACGUUCAAUGCCUGGGCGCAGAUUAUGUUUCUGCAUAUGUAUGUGUUGACUGUGCGGUUGCGCUGCUUCCCUGCGGAGCAUGCGCGCGUCUGGCAUCAGCAGCUCGUUGAUCACUUCUUCUACGCGGCGGAGGAUCGGAUGGUGCAGUGGCAUGCCAUCACCAUGCGCGGCUCGCGGAACAAAUACCUGAAAGAUCUCUGGCAGCAGUGGAGAGGCGUGAUCCUGUCGUAUGACGAGGGACUGGUGAGGGGCGAUGCAGUUCUGGCCGCGGCGGUGUGGAGGAAUGUGUUCAAGGGGGAGGUGGAGGCGGAUGUGAGGGAUGUAGCGCUCGUGACGGCGUAUCUGCGCGCGCAGCUGAAGAUGCUGGACGAGCUGGGGGAUGAGCGGAUUGCGAGUGGCGAGGUGCGGUUCGGGGAUCCGAAUGCCGUGCGUAAGGUGGUGGAGCAGGAGAGCGUGGGGAUGAAGCGUGCUUUUACGGCGGAGGAGUUGAAGGCGGCGCAGGAAGGGAAGAAUGAGGGAAAAGAGCAAAAGUGA